Eriocheir sinensis (Chinese mitten crab) is the source of this 2547-nucleotide messenger RNA. Its product is annotated as U3 small nucleolar ribonucleoprotein protein IMP4-like. The coding region runs from base 121 to 1056 and encodes 311 amino acids. The transcript has 7 exons. The record is from RefSeq and is a predicted model, not a curated record. Gene Ontology annotation, cellular component: Mpp10 complex; small-subunit processome; nucleolus. Gene Ontology annotation, molecular function: snoRNA binding; rRNA primary transcript binding. Gene Ontology annotation, biological process: rRNA processing. NCBI's taxonomy places the organism in Eukaryota, Metazoa, Arthropoda, Malacostraca, Decapoda, Varunidae.
UUAUGAGGUGUUUAGGUGCCAGUAUCAUGGUUUAGAUGCAUAUUAGCUUCUUCCCGCUCCCAGACAGAGGUGUAGAGAGCGAGUGUUUGAAUCCCUCCCUCCCACGAGCUUUGGGAAUACAUGAAUUGUAGUGAGUUCAGUCUGCGGCGUCAGGCCAGGCUGCGUCGUGAGUACCUAUAUCGCAAGAGUAUCCAGGACCGCCAUGCCGCCGCCCAGCAGAGGAAGGACAAGGUCAAGGCUGCCCUGCAAGAGGGCAAGGAGAUCCCCACGUCCCUGCAGGGUAAGGCGCUGAGCCUGAUGGCAGCAGGGGACUGGGAUGACCCCGGACCCCAGCUGGCUGUGGAGCUUGGCGGGGAGGCUGCCGGAGGACCCACCAACAUUGAUGACGAGUACCGCUGGGCCGGUGUUGAGGACCCCAAGGUUGUCAUCACCACCUCCAGGGACCCUUCAUCAAAGCUCAAGCAGUUUGCCAAGGAGAUGAAGUUGCUGUUCCCCAACUCACAGCGCAUCAACCGCGGCAACUAUGACAGCAAGCAGCUGAUGCAGGCGUGUCGCUCCAACGAGGUGACGGACUUCAUCGUGGUGCAUGAGACGAGAGGUAACCCAGACGCCCUGGUCAUCAGUCACCUGCCCAACGGCCCCACGGCUUUCUUCACGCUGGCUGAUGUUGUGAUGCGCCAUGACAUCCCCGGCCUGGGCACCAUGUCAGAGCAGUUUCCGCACCUCGUCUUCCACAACUUCAAGACGCCUCUCGGGGAACGGACCCGAAACAUCCUGAAGUACCUGUUCCCGGUGCCCAAGGAUACCAGCCAGCGCGUGGUGUCCUUCAUCAACUGGGACGACUGGGUGCUCUUCCGCCAACACACCUACAAGAAGGUCAACGAGGGGAAGGACAACGAGCUUCAGGAGAUUGGCCCGCGCUUCAGCAUGAAAUUGUACCGCAUCAUCAUGGGCACCCUGGACCAGGACGGCGCGGCGGAUGUGGAGUUUGUGCUGCGGCCGUACAUGAACACUGCAAGGAAGCGAAGGUACCUGUCGGAGGAGGACCCCUGGUGAUGCCCGGAUAGCUGGCUGGCUGGACCUCAGGCUGUGGCAGUUCAGGGCAGCACAGAGAUGAGUGGAAGAGGAUACAUGGUGAAUGGAGAUGGAUGGAUAACUAGCUGACCUAGUAACUGGUUGAGUGACUGAUUGAGUGAAUUGUUGGUUGACCGACUGACUUGUUGACUGGGUGAUUGGCUAGCUGACUGGGUUAUCUGGCAGGCUGUUUGAUUGACUAACUGACUGGCAUAUGAUCUGACUGUGGUGAUGAAAUGUGGUCCAUGAUAAUUCUAUGAGAAACCUAGUCAUUCUUUAGAGGCCCUACAGAUCUACACACUGCUGAUACUCUCAAUGUUACAACAGAUAAUAUGGUCAGCCAAUGUCUUCUGAACUAUAGUAAUGUUAUUGGGCCAUGGUAUCUGUUGGUUUCAUGGGACACAGCACAUAACACAGUGUUGUAUGGGCCAUGGGAGUGUUUCGUGGCAUAGCAUUGGGUGGACAUGUAAUCUAUGGUCCAUGUUAAUGUUCUCCGGGCCAUGGAAGUGUUUUGUGACAUAGCAUUAGGUGGACUUUUGUAAUCUGUGGUCCAUGUUAAUAUUUCCUGGGCCAUGGAAGUGUUUCUGGGUAGACUAUUAUGAUCUGUGGUCCAUGUUAAUGUUUCCAGAGUAUUUUAAUAAGACCCACAAUGACGCACACACCAUAGCAGUAUUGAGUGGUCCAGGUCUGUCUGUGUUGCAUGCUCCAUAGUAAUGUGUGGGCCGGGUGGAAUGCCAGAGCCAGGGGGAGUGGAUGAUAAUAGUUGCUAAGUGCCAGUUAUGGGAGGGAGGGUUGAGGAGGGGAGAAUGAGUCAGGCAAGGGAAGAGGAACCAUGUUUUUUAUAUAUCUGUUUAUAAGUUUACCUCAGUUAUUUGUUAUGUAUUUUUUUUAACUGGGUGAUAUCAAGACUUUUCAGGAUUAGUCGUACCAGAAAAUUUAUGAGAAAGCAUGUCUUGUAUAUGUGAAUUUAAAUGUCUAUAUACCGCUGUUGUUGGUUAUAUAUUUUUUGGAACUUUGGAACUUUGGGACUUUCCAGGAUUAGUCGCACCAGAAAUGAGAAAGUAUGUCUUGUAUGUCUAUGGAUUUAAACAUUUACAGCAGUUGUUGGUAAUAUAUUUUUUUGAACUGGGUGAUAUCAAGACUUCCAGGAUUAGUCGCACCAGAAAUGAAGAACCAUGUCUUGUAUAUCUAUGGAUUUAAACGUUUACUGAUGUUGUUGGUAAUAUAUUUUUUUGAACUGGGUGAUAUCAAGACUUCCAGGAUUAGUCGCACCAGAAAUGAGAAAGUAUGUCUUGUAUGUCUAUGGAUUUAAACGUUUACAGCAGUUGUUGGUUAUAUAUUUUUUGGAACAGGGUAAUAUGAGGACUUUAUACAGAUGUUGAUGGCAUGAUUAUACUUGUAAUACUACAGCUGGUACAAAAUUAGGAGCCAUGGAAGCUACAGUGAAAGAGAAUAAAGAAGUUUGUGAAUGUA